Messenger RNA from Limulus polyphemus (Atlantic horseshoe crab), 2200 nucleotides. It is a transcript of the gene mRF1, whose product is annotated as peptide chain release factor 1-like, mitochondrial. Gene Ontology annotation, biological process: translational termination. The record is from RefSeq and is a predicted model, not a curated record. Bases 641 to 2083 code for a protein of 480 amino acids. Lineage: Eukaryota; Metazoa; Arthropoda; Merostomata; Xiphosura; Limulidae. The transcript has 8 exons. Gene Ontology annotation, molecular function: translation release factor activity.
UUGAAUGGGAGGCUUGUUUGACGGAAAGAGUAGCACAGACAGAAUUGCAGUCUUGCACAAAAAGUGGUAGAAAUCCAGAUGAAAUGGAUGUAAUGGAAGUCCAAUGAAAACAAAAUUUAGUGGUCACCUGAAGCUCAACAAAUUAAUUGAUAUAUCAAAUAGUUCACCUGUUGUGUAUGAUUGCCCAUCCACAAAAGCUGACUGAUUCAGCCUCUCAGUCAGAAUUCACCUUAUAAAUUCUUGUAACAUGUUUAACAUGAACAGUUCUUCAUGACAAAAACUGGAAACAACACUCUCUAACUAAGGUUUAUAUGCAGCGAAAACUGGUUGUGGCAGUUUGAACUAGAUGUAAACUUUCACGCUACAUAUUAAAUGCUUCAUGAAUGCAAACUUUAUUUAAUUUACAAUACAUAUUGUAAAUUCCUUGCAAAAGAGCAUAGCUUGUGUACUAGCCUAGACAGUGAAGCUUUUCUCCAGGCUCACCCCAUGUUAGCAUAUCCCGUACUACUCGCAGUUUCCGGAUCUAAUCACACAGUGCUGUGGAUCCAGAAGACCAAACCCCCUUAACUGAUUUAUCUGACCGGUAUAUGGAGUGAGCAAGCAGAUGUGUGUACUUUAAAAUGGCGACCCUGAUGUAACAAUGGCUCUUCUUCCCUGCAGUAGGUGUUUUGUCAGAAAAUUAAGUAUAAGAUGUCAGUUUUUCAGAAACACUGGUUCUAUGUGUUUACCCACACCAGGAUAUGCACAUUUAACGUUUCAGUUAUGUAAGCAUGAAAAGAAACAAAUCACAAAGCCCAAAGCUUUACAAUAUAAUCAUUUGAAUAAUCACCUUUAUAGAAACUACAACUGUAAAAUAAUAGAUUUAAAUUUAUGUAAUAUUCAGUUAGAUUCCAAUUCUAAAAUGAAACAUGUACCCAGAGUAAAUAAUUUAGAAUGUUUCCAUACAAACAUAAUUUGUGCUACCAUGGUUCCAAAAGAACUAAGUUUGAGUCAUGCAAAAGUAAAGUCAUACCUGGAGUCUAUAGUAAAUGAAUAUCAUGUGCUAGAAGAGAAAACUAGAAGUUCAGUCAUCCCACAAGAAAUGCAGAAGCAUUUGUUGAUGUUACACCCCCUAGUUACUCUUAUUGAAGAAGCAACUGAAAAACGAGAGGAUCUGGAAGAACUGGAACAGUUUUUAAAAGGCUUAGAUCCAAAUAAAGAUGUUGAUCUGAUAGCCGUAGCUAAAGAAGACAUUGGCAUUCUGAAAUCUAAACUAGAAGAUUUGGAAGAAGCACUUUUUGAACAAAUGAUCCCACCAGAGGACAUUGAUGACAAAGACUUAAUAUUAGAAAUAACUGCUGGAGUAGGAGGUCAAGAAGCUAUGUUAUUCACAAAAGAAAUAUUUGACAUGUACUAUAACUAUGCAACGUGGAAAGGAUGGCAGUGUGAAAUCUUGGAUUACGAGGUAACAGACUUAGGUGGUCUUCGUCAUGCUGCCUUAAGCAUAAAAGGUCUAGAUGCCUGUAAGUACUUGAAAUUUGAAGGUGGGGUUCAUAGAGUACAGAGGGUUCCAAAAACAGAAAAAUCUGGACGAAUUCAUACCAGUACAGUGGCUGUUGCUGUUCUGCCACAGCCGAGUGAGGUAGAUGUGGUUUUGGAACCUAAAGAUCUCUGUAUAGAAACAAAAAAAUCUAGUGGUGCAGGUGGCCAGCACGUCAACACAACUGAUAGUUGUGUUCGAGUAACUCACAUCCCAACAGGUGUUUUUGUGGAAUGUCAAACAGAUCGUUCCCAACAUCGAAAUAAAGAAAAUGCUCUGAAAGGUUUGAGGGCAAAGUUGUAUGAAAAAAAAUUAGAAGAACAGUAUAGCCAACAGAGACGAUCCCGAAAAUUACAGGUAGGUUCAUCAGCUCGUUCAGAGAAAGUUCGCACCUACAAUUUUGGCCAGGAUCGAAUCUCAGAUCAUCGGGUUAGCGAAAACCUGUACAAUGUCAGCACUUUUCUAGAAGGAGGAGAGAAAUUGGAUGAACUGAUUCAAACACUACAAGAAUCUUCACGCAAAGAAAUUAUUAUGGAAAUAUUAAUGAGCUAUGACCAGAAAUGACCAAAUUCUAGGCUGCUGUAACAGAAAAUAGGCUAUUAAUGCAAGACCUAGUCUGUGUUUUUUACAGUUUCAUACAUCUUACCUGUAGUAAAAAUAUUAAACCUUAAAUAUUGCUGA